UCGUUCUUCUGUUCACAGGUUACGUUGAGAGCGACAUCCCAAGGAUGAGGGGUGGAACGGCACUUGCGAUGAGGGCUCGAGAAGGAGUGAUGCCUGAGCCCCAGCCACAACAACUGAAUCUAGAACAACAACUACAGCAGCAACAAAAGAAGUCCCAACAUCAACAUGGAUCCCACGGUGGUCGGUACCCUGAGCCAUACUUCGAUCCUAAUGGCAAUACCAACAUCACAACCCAGCUGGGAGCUCAUGUUCAUCUCCCCUGCAGAGUCAGGCAGAUCAGCAACAAAUCGGUCUCCUGGAUACGUCACCGAGACGCACACAUUUUGACAGUGGACCGCUACACGUUCAUCGCAGACGACCGCUUCCAGUCGUUCCUGGUGGAGUCGGCUUCGACCUGGAAUCUGCAGAUCAAAUACGUGCAGGAAAGAGACGCGGGAGUCUAUGAGUGCCAGGUGAACGCCGACCCCAAACUCAGCCAUCGAGUCACGCUCAUCGUCAUUGUGCCAAAAGUAGAGAUAGUCGGUGAGACAGAACGGUUCGUGAAGGAGGACAGUCAGGUGAACGUGAAGUGCGUGGUGACCCAAAGCCUGGAGUCGCCCAGCUACAUCUUCUGGUACCACAAUGGCCGCCGCAUCCUGGAGAACGGGGUCCCUCGCAAGUCCAUCAAGACGGAGAGCAUCGGAUCGGACACCACGAUCAGCACAUUCUCCAUCUCCUCGGCCCGCAAGGAGGACCUGGGCAACUACACCUGCCAGCCGACCAACCUUGGAUCCGCCCAGGUCGUCCUGCAUGUGCUCAAUGGAGAGCACCCAGCUGCUAUGCGCAAGAACAAUGCUUGCGGCAUCCCGUUUGGUCUGCUCGGCCCUGUGCUUCUUGGCUUCAUCAUCAGGAAACUUCUCCUCCACGAAAUACCAACUCUAGCUGACAUGUCUCUCACAUUUGCAGCCAUCUUCUUCUAAACAAUCCACCUUGCAGAAUAUUCCACCACUGCGUGAGUUAAAUUGUAAAGAGUUGUGAUGUAUGUCUAUUAUUUUUGUCCUGACCACUGAAUAUGUAUAGAUUGCACAUGUGUGUCAUAUCUAUGAAUACUUCCACACAUACUCAUCAUAUAUGUGUAUCAUAUUUAUGAGUAUGUGCUUCAUAUUUAUUGAAACUAUCCAAUGACCAAUGUUUGUUAUUAUUCCAAGGUUGUUGAUGUUGUUAUAGAUUUCUGUAAAAUAUAUUCUGACUCUUUCUGUUAACAAUCGUCAAGAUCAUGUGAUAUUUGUACAGAGCAUAGAUUACAUAAUACAGAGCAUUAAUACAUAAAUGUAUUAUUGGUGCGGCACGUGUUUAGGGAUAAUGGGGGGAAGAGAAGGGUGGGUUGA
This is a messenger RNA of Nilaparvata lugens (brown planthopper), 1367 nucleotides long. RefSeq names its product zwei Ig domain protein zig-8. Gene Ontology annotation, cellular component: neuron projection membrane. The transcript has 4 exons. The coding region runs from base 45 to 959 and encodes 304 amino acids. Gene Ontology annotation, biological process: synapse organization. NCBI's taxonomy places the organism in Eukaryota, Metazoa, Arthropoda, Insecta, Hemiptera, Delphacidae. The record is from RefSeq and is a predicted model, not a curated record.